Molecule: messenger RNA, 903 nt
Organism: Penicillium coprophilum
Lineage: Eukaryota; Fungi; Ascomycota; Eurotiomycetes; Eurotiales; Aspergillaceae
Exons: 4
Coding region: 1-903 (300 amino acids)
Source: RefSeq, a predicted model, not a curated record
AUGUCUGCUGGGUCAAACCCCGAAAUCUUGUCAUGGACCGAAGAAGUUGCGAAAAGCGUCUGUUUACCUGACGAUACCAUCUCCCUGGUCCCAUCAAGCUCCACAGAUAGCCAGGCUGGGCGAUCAUGUUCAUUGAAUCCGUCACGCGUGAUAGCUGAAUUUUCUGCCGCUAAUCCUCGAGUCAAUAUACACGAACCUGCCGAUCCGCAAAGCCUCGCUGCAAGUCAGCCACUAGCAUCUCUAACACAAGAUUCUCAGUUCGGUGAGAAUGAAGACAUCGCUCAAAAAAUACCGAAUGCUUCACGCCAAUAUGUUGCUGGACUACGCAGUGAAAUUUCUUGGGUGAACAAAGUAGCAAUGCCGUUAUUGGAAGGGGCUAUUGCAGAAUUGCCCAGCCAAACAGAGUCUAUUGACCCCCAAUACCAACCUCGCUACACAGCCCGAGAUGUAUAUAACCGCAAAGUUGACUUGGUUGUCGGUCUUCCCGUGUACGACUGGGAAGCACAAUAUGCAACGGCGGGACUUCAUACACCGGGCAAAUAUUUUAACCAUAUGACCCAUCCGCAUACUGGGAACCGUGUUCUGGGCCCUGGUGUUGAGAUCAAAGCCGCCGAUGGAAAUCUGGUAGAAGCGCAAGUCCAGAUUGGGCUUUCGCACAACGGAAGAACUUGGAAGACCUGCCUCCGCUUGUUGGAUGUACUGCUGUUGGGGAAGAGAGGGUUCUAUAUUGGAGUCGGACUUGAAGGGCCGGAGCGUAUCUGGGGUCCUUUAGCUGAGCUAGAUGCCCGCAUCGCAAGUGUGAAACAUACGAUGUCUCUUUUGAGAACUCUCCGUCGAGUCAUGGAGUAUACAUUCGGGAAGUACAAGGAUGGGAUUCUGCGGGUCAUUAGUCCUGGUGUUUAA